Salmo salar (Atlantic salmon) is the source of this 1799-nucleotide messenger RNA. RefSeq names its product ankyrin repeat and SOCS box protein 16. Lineage: Eukaryota; Metazoa; Chordata; Actinopteri; Salmoniformes; Salmonidae. Gene Ontology annotation, biological process: positive regulation of protein catabolic process; intracellular signal transduction; protein ubiquitination. The record is from RefSeq and is a predicted model, not a curated record. Gene Ontology annotation, molecular function: transcription cis-regulatory region binding; protein binding. Gene Ontology annotation, cellular component: nucleus.
ACUUGUCGCCACCUGCUGACUAUCUCAGUUAAUGCAGUUCCCCGUCUAUUUAUAACAGGCACUAAACUUGUAUUGGGGCAACAAUUUCUUGCGAAAGGACAUUGGAGGUGUCUGUAAAACACGCCAUGAAGUAGUCGAAAGCAAAUUACAUUAUCCACAACAGAAAAUGUACUAUAUUUUGUAUAGUAACUUACCUGAGUUCACAUGAAAACAUUCUGAAUUCACAGCGGUUACAAGUUCAAGACCUCAGUGGGUUGCUUGAGAUUCUGCUCCAGCUUUGGGUGUCAUGUCCAGGGACACAUUUACCUUCAACUCAGCCGCCUUGCAUUCUCUGAAAGUGGAUCAGGAGCUCCAGGAGUGGGAGGAUAAGCGGCAGGCAUUGGCUCACAGGAGGGCCAUGAGCCGGCCACCUGUGUCCCGGGCCUCCAGACCCCCUCCCAGACAGCAGCGGGGCCUCCAGGAGAUCCGGGUCUAUGAGGCCCGAUGCAGAGACACCACAAUCCACAACACAUUCAUGUGUGGGGACAUGAAGGGAGUGCACACUGUGUUAAAGGACCCCUGCAUGGUCAACGCACUGAUGGAAACAGUACAUGAGGAGAUGGUGUGGGCUCCAGAGCUGGGGAUGUGGACCAUGAGCUCCAAGAUCAAGCAGACAUCUGCAUUGCGUCUGGCAGCCAGCAAGGGACACUCAGGCUGUGUGGAGGAGCUGCUGUUUCGAGGGGCGGAGGUGGAUGCUGACCCUGGUGGCAGCACAGCCCUGCAUGAUGCCUGUAUAGGUGGCCAUGACAGCUGUGUCCAGCUGCUGCUAUCCCACGGAGCAGACCCUGACCUGCUGGCAGAAGACGGCAGUGCACCCCUUCACCUCUGCAACACAGCCCAGACAUUUCAGUGUGCUGAGCUGCUGGUUACGGGUGGGGCAGAGGUCAAUGUGUUGACCAGUGAAACAAAGCUAAUGCCCCUCCAUGUGGUGGCUCGUCGGGGUCUGGAGGAGCAUGUGAAGCUCUUUCUGUCCCAUGGAGCUGAUGUGUCAGCCAGGAACCGUGAGGGGGAGACCCCCCUCAAUGCAGCCUGUGGUGGGGCUGAGAGGCCUGCCGAGGCUGGGCGGUACCUCCGCGUGGUCCAGAUGCUGCUGGGAGCUGGGGCUGACCCCUGCACUGCAGGCAGGAAACACCACACACCUCUACACAACGCCUGUAGUAACUGCAGCCCACGCAUUGCAGAAAUUUUACUACAACAUGGAGCCAAAGCAGAUGUGCAGAACUGUGCUGGAUACACACCCAUGGACUGUCUGUUACAGGUGGUGGAGGACUAUCCAGACCAGCAUCCUGAGGCUGUAGCACGCUCCCUCCUAAACCACGGGGCCAAGGCCGGUAAAAGCUUGAUGCUGAAACUCUGCCUCCUCUCCCCUGCCACUCUGGAGGUAAUGCUGAACUGCUAUGCUGUUGUCCCUUCCUGUGAGGAAUGGAUGCAGUCUAUCCCUCUUGAGAUACAUGAGACGCACCAGGGUUUCUUUGACUCUGUGAGGCAGAUGACUAGCCAGCCCCGCUCCCUGCAGCACCUGUGCCGCUGUGCUCUGCGCCGCCACUUAGGAAAAGGUAUCGACGCAGCUAUCAGUAGAUUGGACAUCCCCAGCUCUCUGAUGGAGUAUCUACUACUUCGGAAUGACGGGGAGAUCCGGUGAAUAAAGUGGAACACAUGGGACAGAAGCCAAGAGAGAGAAGGAUUUGCAUUUACAAUAACUAAAAGAAUGGUUGCAAUAAUUUGUGUUUUCUGUAUUAAUAAAUCAACUUUCAAUUUUG